Solea senegalensis (Senegalese sole) is the source of this 4728-nucleotide messenger RNA. RefSeq names its product NELL (neural EGFL like) family member 3 (gene nell3). The record is from RefSeq and is a predicted model, not a curated record. Bases 271 to 3117 code for a protein of 948 amino acids. Gene Ontology annotation, molecular function: calcium ion binding; protein binding. NCBI's taxonomy places the organism in Eukaryota, Metazoa, Chordata, Actinopteri, Pleuronectiformes, Soleidae. The transcript has 4 exons.
AGGAGUCCACAGAGUGGCUCAGGCAUGGAGGGAGCCAGCAGGAACACUCUGUGUCUGAGGUUUUUAUUCCUCACUGACAGUCUGUGAAGGUAAUGAUGAGUCAGGAGCAGCAGAUCAAGCCUGAGAAAGUUUGAUUUUCUUUUAUUUAUUUUUUUACUUGUGACUGAAGAGGAGGAUUUAUUUUCCCAUCAGAGUUGUAUUACAACAUUUAUUCUUCCCAGAUAUUUGUCUUCCUUUUUGCACGUCCAAGGAUCUAAUAUUGAUGCCAAAAUGGUUUUACUGACACCAGCGCUGUUGCUGCUGCUCCCCUGGUUGUCACUGCGCAACACGGCGCGUGCUGGUGCAGAGUUUUGCCGGGGUACGCACUGCCCCGGCGGGGACACCAGCGAUCCAAGACCGUGCACCGGAGAGCACUGUCCGGGAGGCAGAUCCUCCAGACAGCCGCGGCAUUUCAACCCCACAGCAGCGCAGGGGAGAGCGGCGCAGAUAGUUGGCAGCCAGUACCACGCGUAUCCGAGCUCUCCAAGAGCUGCGGCGCAAGCGUAUCCUGGCGCGCAGUUGCUCCGCGGGCGGCACAGCGACAGCAGCGGCAGUGGAGGCGUCAGCGGAGGCGGCGGCGCACGGAGAGCGCCCGAGGCUCCACCUGCGGGAUGCACAGGCGCGGGCUGCGCCACUGCCGUGAAGCAGUUCCAGCCCGUAAAUGACACCCGAGACUGUCGAGGCAUCGAGUGCAGACUACCCGCGAGGAUACGACCAAGAGCUCGCGCAAAGUCCUGUGAGGGAGAAGGUUGUCCGGCGGAUUCAGAGGAGAGCGUCUCCUCCUCUUCCUCCUCCAGCCAGUUUCCUCCGGUCCAUCUGUCCGACAGAGCCGCGCAGUUUCUGGGAGAUUUCCCGGAGUUUGGAUAUUCUUCCUCGGAACUUGGCGGCGCGCCUCUGGGUGUCCAGCUCACAUGUGACAUCAAGCCAGGCGAGAAUGAAGUUCCCUCAGAAGACGCCCUCAUCCUGCACCUCCAGCUGGCCAAGGGGCAGGAGAAGCUGGUGGAGGCCCUGCGCGCCCAGCAGAUGGUCAUCCGUGACCUUCAGCAGAAGCUUGCGGACCAACAGGAGGCGUUACUGUCGCAGCAGCGCGAGAUCCUGGAGCAGCAGCGGCGCAUGUACGAGCAGAUGGACGUGGUCAAGGCUCAGUAUGGCCUCCUCUCUGACACGGUGAAGCAGGUUUCCUUCCAGGGCCUGCAGGCCGAGCUGCAGAGCUACUUUGAGAACCACUUGGCAGGCUUGCAGAGCCAGGCCCGCAGCCACCUGCAGAAGUCCUAUGCUGUCCACAAAAUGGACAUGGACACAAAGGUGAUGGAUGUAGUCCCUCAGCCUCUGCUGGCGUGCCCUUCGCCCUGCGGAUCAGAGGAGUUCUGUGAUUUCCAGAGGGACCCACCUCGGUGUCAGAAGUGCACCAUGUGUCCACCAGGCUUCUUCCUGAUCUCACAGUGCUCUCCCACAGCAGAUCGAAUGUGCCAGGACAGAGACGAAUGCCUUGAAUUACCCAACAUUUGUGGAGAGAGAGUGAAGUGUCUUAACACCCCAGGAGGGUUUCGGUGUCUGGGAGUGUCUGAGAGGGAGGCAGAGACGGGCUUGUGUGGUCACGACUACUUCUUUAACCAGGAGUUGCAGGAGUGUCAGGCGUGUUCGGACUGUGACGGAGAUGCCGUCGUCGUUCCCUGCACGGCAGUCACUGACUCUGUCUGCAGCCAGCUGUCAGAGAGCCGACUUUCACAGUCUUGGGCGGCGAAAGCAGCCGUUCCCUCUGCCAGGACCUCCAGCGCCCACAUCUACUCUGGGCUUCAGCUCAACGUCCGCGGGAAGGAGAGCAGCAGUCUGCUGUCCAACGAGGCGGGGAAGGUGACUUUCCUGCAGCACGGCCUGGUCUGGCUGGAUCAUAACUUUGCAAUCAAGCACAGCUGCAGGAACUUCCUCCAGGUGGGGAUGAGGCUCAACGGGAGCCAGGAGGAGGAAGGACAGGACCUCAGUGGCGUUCGCAUUGAACAGCCUGAUGGGAAGUACUUUCAGGGCGUCAGCGUCAGCAGCGUGGUGGAGGUGGAGCCUAAUCACACCAUGACUCUCCUGCUGAAGAGUCCCAAUCAACACUGCAACCAGAGUAAGGAUAUCAAUGUGUACGAAGUCACCACUCCUACUUUAAGUCUGCUCUGGUUGUCUCAUGACACUGGAGCGGUCGCUAUGACAGCACAGAUGUCCCUGCUGGUGCACUACCAGACCAGCUACCGUCCAACGUUCCGCUUGACCUCAGUGUCUGACCCAUAUAUGAUCAGCCUGACUCACGACAGCCGCGGCGUGCGCUUCACAGAAAGUGGCGUGGUGAAGUUCGUCAUCCAGCAGGCUCUGUACUCCAUGGGCCACACCUGUGUUCGAGAGGGUUUCUCCCUGAUCGCCUACACUAACCGCAAUGGGACCGGCCAGGAGGUGAUGCAGGCCUUCAAGACAGGCGUCAACUACAGGGACACAUCCAUCACCCUCUCUGGCGCCGUGAGCGUGGACAGCGGAGACACACUCAGCUUCGAGGUCACAUCUCCUUCCCAGUGCAACAUCCGCUAUUUUGGGGACAGCACUGGGAUCAGCUUGCUAAGCCUAAUCUGGAUUCCUUCAGCGGUGUCGUCAGCCUUGACCGCUACCGUGUCCAGGACCGGACUUCCCUCUGGAGCAGUCAGGAAUAAACCUCUGCUGUUCCAGAAAGUCAGUUCGGGCACACCGCAGGUUCAUCUGGCGCGCUCAGGUGAGCCGAACAGCCGGAAGAACUUUAUAUUCCAUGAGAAGGGGACAGCAAACGUAGCCAUCAACCUGAAGCUGAUCCACUCCUGUAACGUAGUAAAACUGACCCUGCAGCAGGCAGGAGGUCCAGGUCCGAGUGGACAGGCAGGUCCUGUGGCUCAGCAGGUGACUGGACACAUGCCUGAAGGGAGUGAAUGGGCCAGCAUCGGGCUGAGAGCCUCGUUUCAGGUCCAGAACGGCACAGCUGUGUUUGUUACUCUGGAUUGUAUCCGUGGGCGAGUGAACCAGAUAACACAUGAGGGAGGCACGAACAUUUCAAUCCUCUGGGUUUCUGUGUGAUCCAAAAAAAAUCUAACCCAAGAAAUAAUAAAAGGACACUUUUGCACAAUAUUGAAUUGCAGAGCAGAUUCAACAAAUUACCAAAUCAUGGAACAAUACUGGUGGAUGAAAAAUGUUUUCAUUGAUUUCACAUAUUUUGUCAUUGGUUGUUUUUAAAUGUGUAUUUUGUAUCACUUUCUUGACUUUUAUUGUGAAAUCUGUUGAUUGAAAUGCUACAAGUACUGCUUAUGCUUGAAGUACUUCGGCUGGUUGAGCAGUGACCAAUUCUUCAUUGAAUGUCUGAGUGUGUAUUCUUUGUGUGUGUGUGUGUGUGUGUAUGUGUGUUUUUGUGUGCGUGUGUGUGUAGACGUUUUGGCAUGCCUAAUUUUGCAUAUGUGUAUGAGUCUUUUGAUAUGUAUAUCCUUCCAACCCUGAGUAUAUGCAUAUAUGUAACAACAUUUUAUAUUAUAUUAUAUCAAUAGGCCUUCAAAGCAGUAGUUUAAUGGAUUUUUGGGAAAAUUCACCAAAUAAUAAAAUAAUAUCCUGGAGUUACGUGUUUAUGGAAUUAAUAGCAGGUUAGCUUGUCAUAACAGGAAACAGAGAAAAGCUAGUCCGUCACUAUAAAAUCACUCUAUUCAAUGUAAUUUUUGUGUAUCAUAUUUUUCGAUUUUUUUUUUUUUUUAAAGAAACAACUUGGUGCUAUCUAGGAGCUAACAUAAUUUGUUAUGCUAUAUCCUAGCUCAUAAUUUGUAAAUCUAUGAGCUAGCAUCAUUUGUUUAUGCUAUCUGAGCGAGCAUAAUUUGUUACUCUAUGAGCUAGCAUAACUUAUUACGCUAUCUAUGUGCUAAAAUAAUUUGUUGUUCUAUGUCCUAGCAUUAUUUGUUAUGCUAACCAUGUGUUAGCAUAAUUUGUUAUGCUAACUAUGUGCUAACCUACUUUGUUAGCACAAGCUGCCAUCUUGUAAAGGUCUCUCUUGUAAAAGAUGUUUUAAUCUCAACUAGACUUUACUUGUUUGUCUACGUAUUCUUGCUAAACUAAGCUAAUCUGAAACACCACCCACGUAAAGGAUUGAAGAGAAGUGACUGUGGUUUCACACGUCUCCCGCAAAUUUUCCCCAAAUGUUAAACUAUUCCUUUGAUGCUCUGAAGGGUAUAUACUAAUGUAAUGUAGUAAACUUUCCAUAUGACUCUUUGUUUGUACUUAAUGAUAUUUAUUUGCCGUUUCUUAGAGCAGGACUUUUUGUAUUUACAUUAUGGAAUGCCUACUAUACAGUAUGUAGUAUAACGCACUGAGUCGUAAAUGUUGAUAUUCAAAUAUGAGUGAGAUACGAAUGCAGUGAUCAUACAUGCAUUUGCACAAGUGCAACAGUAUUAUGGAAUGUGCAAACAUUGCACUUGUGCAUAUCAACCCUAUAAUUGCCUUUGUGUGUGUUCUGUCUUCCCAACAAUUAGAAAUAAUUAAGUGUUUCUGAAAGUUGGCAGUGAACAACUUCAGCUUUAUUUUCACUUUGUUAUGUGUAAUGAAAUUGUGUGUGUGUGUGUGUGUGUGAGAUCGGUCUCCCUGUUUGAAUCUUGUGGAAAUCUCAAAGCAUGUAUUCUCUUUCAAUGCCAAAUAAAAUGUACAUAUACUGUU